Molecule: messenger RNA, 1210 nt
Organism: Penicillium brasilianum
Lineage: Eukaryota; Fungi; Ascomycota; Eurotiomycetes; Eurotiales; Aspergillaceae
Source: the annotation of a GenBank genome assembly
AUCGCCCUUUACCAGUCAAAGAUGGAUUUGGUUGCGGGAGUCCGGAAAGAAGGCAGCCGCGGCGGCCGGGGCGAGUUCAAAUGGUCUGAUGUCCAAAACUCGAGCCACCGCGAAAACUAUCUUGGUCAUUCGGUGAUGGCCCCUGUCGGCCGAUGGCAACAGAAUCGUGAUCUCUCAUGGUAUGCCAAGGGCGAUGCAGAUGCUGAGGAGGAACGGGCCCGCCAGCAACGCGAAGAGCUCCAGCGUGUCAAGGAUGCCGAGGAGGAAGCUAUGGCCCGCGCACUCGGACUACCAAUCCCACCCAAGGCCGAGGAAAACGCCAAUUUGACGCCACUAGGAGAAAACGCAAAGACUCAGGUGAAACCAGAUGAGGCUGGGGCGAAAGAAUCAGGGAGAGAGUCGCGGGGAAGCCGAAGACACAGGCAUGACCGCAGUCGAAGCCCACAUCGAGAGAGGCACAGAGAUCGCAGCGAUGACCGUGCUCGAGAUCAGGAGCGAAGACACCGCAGACACCACGAUGACGACCGGGAAAGGAAUCGUGAAAGAGAUCACGAUCGAGAUCGUCAUCAUCGAAGCCGCCGACACCGGUCUCGCGACAGAGAUCACCAUAGGAAACGAUCUCGCUCGCGCUCUCGUGACCAAUACAAACGAGGAGAGGAGACUAGGUCUCGGCGGAUCGAGCGUAGUCGUUCCCCUGAACGUCGCAGAGACCGAGAUGAUCGCGACCGGCGACACUGAUUUAUGACACACAUGAUAUCCAUUUAUUGCAAUACAAUACCACUUGGGCAAUCUUGACCCAGCCUCACGAUUUCGCAAGAACCCGACAGUUUAAUUACUUAGACGAGAAUGUCAGAAGAUACAACCAUUUUCACUCUAUCUCUUCGUCGAAAACGGCAAAUCUCGAGGGUUGGACACAUAGCCAACAAACUCAUGUAUGCAAUGAUCAUCGCUAUCUAAUGCAUGCAAAAUGCAUGUGACGAAAAGCUAAUUUACAUAAAAGGCCAAUCAAUGCCUUACAGCUCAUCGUGAGAGGUCUGUUUGCCCUCGGGCAGAUCCGGCAUGGACAUAACGUUCACCACCAGACUGGUCCAGCCAGUAAAGUGCUGUGUACGCUGUCCCUUGCCCGUCUCCGGGUUAUACUGUUCCCAGGCAAACCCAGUGCUCUUCCACUCACGGAAAAUAUUCUCGACCAAGUUCUUCCGCAGCUUCG